This is a messenger RNA of Microplitis mediator, 1649 nucleotides long. RefSeq lists its product as uncharacterized. The transcript is spliced from 3 exons. Lineage: Eukaryota; Metazoa; Arthropoda; Insecta; Hymenoptera; Braconidae. Bases 243 to 1448 code for a protein of 401 amino acids. The record is from RefSeq and is a predicted model, not a curated record.
UACCCCCACUACAAAGCAACGGCAAUAAACGAUCGCCAUAUCGUGUCUCGUGUUUCGUUAUUUCUUUAUGUAUUUUAAAUAAAACAACAUUCUUAUAUUACAUAAUAAAAAUAUAAAAUAGUGCUUGAUGAUUUAAGUAUAUGUAAAAAAAAUUAAAAACAUUAUUAAUAUUACGUGGGAUAUUUAAAAUCGAUAAACUGGAGUGUGUUUUUUAAUUUUAUAAAUAAAAGUAAUACAUAAUAAUGGAACUUGAAGAGGUGGAUAAAUCUCGUGUGAAAAUAAACACUAGUGGGAUUGAAAAAUGUGGAGUCGAUGGUAAUGACCAUCAGGAGAAUACGACAGCAGCAAGUGAUGAAGAGCCAACAGAAUUAUCCGAAGAAAUAAAGGCCCCAGUAUUAAAAGCAAAAAAGUCAAAGAUAAUAAAAGAGUCUAAAUACGAAUCAACAAAACUUGAAGAUAACGUCGCCCAAGUAUUGCAACGUUUCAAACGCGGCUGCGAGUGUCAAGACGACCAGUGUUUCAAAGGAUUGAAUCCCGAGGCAGUGUAUCGUCACCGUCUAAAUAUCGCUGAGUUAACAAAAGCCGAGCACGAUAUGUAUUUGAUGGGCGUAACAAUGGCAUGUUUGGCAAAUCCAAAUCAAACCGCCCGUCACACCGAACGUCGACGAUUACGUGCUCAGUACGUUUAUCAAGGACGUCGUGUCUGUCUGGACGCAUUUUUGUACCUCGAGAACUGUACCCACUACCAGAUAAAACGCAUACGGAAACAUUUAGUAACCCAUGGUGUGACGCCUCGUGUUCAUGGUAAUCAUGGUAAAAUUCCCCAUAAUACAUUUUCACUGGAUAUUUAUCAAAUAGCAACUGAAUUUUUGAAGUCAUUUAUAAAAGAACAAGAAAUAAAUCAUAAGACAAUAAAAACAUCAAUCAAAAAUUCGACGGGUGUUUCGAUACAUUUGCCAGCUGAGAUAACUCGAAAAACAGUUCACGAUUUAUAUAAAGACUACUGCAGAAAAUUAUCGCCGACGAUAAAAGUAAUGGGUUACUCGACAUUCCGACGUUUCAUGAAAGUACAAUUUCCUCAUAUUAAGUUUGCAAAACUUGAAUUUGUCGUAAGACCACAGCAAAUAAAUCAAAAUCAGUCAUCAAUUAUCAGUAAUAAUGUCAUCAUAAAUGAUAAUAACAAACAAAUGGAAUUGGAAAGAGAGACCGAAACCGGCGAAACGGAAGCAGAACAAACAGAGUCGUUACAUUUUAUAACAGAAACAGCUGAUAUGAUACCAAUUGUUAUUGCCUCUGGUGAUAUCCAACAUGAUAAUGAUAAUAAUUCAUAUUUUAUUACGCCAACAAAUAAAUUACAUGGGGAAUUGAGCUAUCAGUUAACUACUACUGGUUUAUUAGUCAACAGAUCUGGACUUCCAAUAACGGUUGCUAAUAUUAAUUCGUCGUAAAACAUAUUUAUAUAUAUAUAUUUUUUUUUUAUUCGGAAAAUUAACUCUGGUCAUUUUAUAAUUAUUUAGAAUUAUUUCAAUCAUAUAUAUGAUAUGUAACCUACGAAAAGUCAGAUUAUAUUUUUAUUCGAAUAAAAUUUAUAAUAAAUAAAUAAUUAUUUAUAAAUCGAGCUACUAAAUUGUCAUAUAAAGUUUUAAAUA